AUGGCCUCUGGGAACCACAGUGUCAUCACAGAGUUUGUUCUCAUCGGACUGUCCAGCAACCCCUCCGUCGAAGCUCUGCUCUUUGUGCUCUUCCUGGCGAUCUACGUGCUGACUACGCUGGGCAACCUGACCAUGCUGUUGGUGAUCAGGACCGAUGCCCACCUCCACACCCCCAUGUACUUCUUCCUGAGUAACCUCUCGUUCCUAGACCUCUGCUUGUCCUCCGUCACCAUGCCCAAGCUGCUCAAGGACCUCCUGUCUGAGAAGAAAACCAUCUCCAUCGAGGGAUGCCUAACUCAGGUCUUCUUUGUGUUUGUCACCGCAGGGACUGAAGCCUUUCUCCUGUCCAUGAUGGCCUAUGACCGCUACGCUGCCAUCUGCCACCCCCUGCUCUAUGGCCAGAUGAUGAGCAACGAGCUCUGUGUCAAGCUGGUGUUGCUCUCAUGGGCUUUGGCCUCUGUCAACUCAGUCGUCAUUGUGCUCUUGGCUGUUAACCUGGAUUUCUGCGAGUCCCAGACCAUACACCACUACACCUGCGAGCUGCCCUCCCUCUUCCCUCUGUCUUGCUCUGAUAUUUCCAUCAACAUUGACAUCUUGAUCGUCAUCACCCUACUGCAUGUGCUUGGGACCUUCACCCCCAUUUUCUUGUCCUACAUACGCAUCGUCUCUGCCAUCCUGAGCAUCAGCUCCACCACGGGCAGGAGCAAGGCCUUCUCCACCUGCUCCUCCCACCUCAUCGCGGUGGUUCUGUUCUUCGGGUCGGGCUUGGUUCGCUAUCUGAUGCCCACCUCUGGCUCCUCCCUAGACAUGCUCUCCUCCUUGCAGUACAGUGUGGUCACGCCCAUGCUGAAUCCCCUCAUCUACAGCCUUAAAAACGUGGAAGUGAAGGUAGCUGUGAAAAAGACAUGGGAGAAAUUUCUGCAACAUUUCAGGUAG
Talpa occidentalis (Iberian mole) is the source of this 936-nucleotide messenger RNA. Its product is annotated as olfactory receptor 8S1-like. Gene Ontology annotation, cellular component: membrane. Gene Ontology annotation, biological process: G protein-coupled receptor signaling pathway. Gene Ontology annotation, molecular function: G protein-coupled receptor activity; olfactory receptor activity. The record is from RefSeq and is a predicted model, not a curated record. NCBI's taxonomy places the organism in Eukaryota, Metazoa, Chordata, Mammalia, Eulipotyphla, Talpidae. The transcript has a single exon. Bases 1 to 936 code for a protein of 311 amino acids.